Teleopsis dalmanni is the source of this 3201-nucleotide messenger RNA. RefSeq lists its product as uncharacterized. The record is from RefSeq and is a predicted model, not a curated record. The coding region runs from base 189 to 3164 and encodes 991 amino acids. The transcript is spliced from 5 exons. Gene Ontology annotation, cellular component: extracellular matrix. NCBI's taxonomy places the organism in Eukaryota, Metazoa, Arthropoda, Insecta, Diptera, Diopsidae.
UGAAGCUUCCGCGCUUACAACAUAAUUACAAAUGUGGAGUAAGCAAAAUGGAGCGAAUCUCAAGAUUAUUUAUGGCGGUGGAGAAGCAGCACUAGAACAGUUUCCAAAGCGCUUAAGUCGUGUACGGUUCAUUAAUCAUAAGAAAAGCGACUCGGAUUCCAAAACUCGAACCAGUAAAAGUGGAAAAAAUGUCCUUUUUUAAGGCAAUUUUAUUAACGUGUACGGUAGUGUUUCUCAAGUACUGUGCUUGUGAAGUUUUGGUGCAGGUAAACGUAAAUCGACCUUUUAAUGACGUCAGUGAAAAGUUUAUAAGUUUUUCGGUACGACCAGAGGACUUGUAUAGUGCUCUAGAUGGACCAAAAAGAAAAACAAUGACUCAAAUGGCAACUACAUUAGGUGAUUCGUAUAUAAAAUUUAUUGGUGAUUACUUUUUUGCCGCAAAUGCUGAAACUAAAUUGAGAAAUCCUACUAAAGUUAUAUGGAAAGGUUUUAAUCGAUGGACCAGAGCUGUGAACUGGACUAUGGUUAUUCCGGUACCAUACACACCAGGCGAUUGGGAACCUAUGCAUGCCUUAAAAAUUCUAAAUACUUCCUAUAUGGUUGGCAUAUCAGAUUGUAUUUGGCAGUUAGGAACAGAUUUUGGCGUUUCCCGUGCAGAAGAUUACGUUGCUGAAUUAAAAACGUUUAAUCUGAUGGUGGAAUCAUUUAAAUCUUAUGUCGACGAUUGGCAAAUAAUGGGUGCUGAUAUUUCCUCUGGUAGUACUGCUGAUGAAACACGACAGUAUAUCGAAAUAUCUCAGGAUUUAAACUCUGCACUUGGCUGGACUGAAUCAACUGCUCUUACAUCAAGCAAUAUAGGCAAAAAUUUCAUUAAUGAAAAUGAUCCAGCUCUGAAGGUUUUACUCAGCAGUAAUCUACCAAUUUGGUUAACUUUGCCAUAUAAAGCGAAAUCAAAACAAAAAAGCAACAUCAUCGUCGUUGACGAUGUGGCUGAUGCAAUGCGUUGGGCACAAAUGAUGGGUGAUGCUGCUAGCACAGGAUUCGAUGCUAUCUUUAAACACAUAAGCCUCUAUGAAUUGGAAAAUCCCACCAACAGUUUUUAUGUAACUGCUUUAUUUAAGAAGGUUAUGGGUUCUCGUGUGUUUCCCUCCAGACCACUACACUUAUUCGGAAACAGCAAUAAAUUAUAUACUCACUGCGCCAAUAGUGUAUCUGGAGGUAUUGCAUUUAUGGUUAUUAAUACGGAGGAAACAGCAAAUGAAAUUUCUCUGAGAUCUCUAAGCAGAUUCUCAAGCACAGAAGUUUGGCAGUACAUAUUAACAUUUAAGAAGGGUGCAGUCCAACUGAAUAAUGAGAAAAUUCACAUUAAUUCCACAUUCAAGCCAGUUAUUAAAGUUAAACAUCCUGAUAAGCCUGUUCAAUUGAAUUCACCCGGCAUGUCGGUCAGUUUUUGGGUGUUGCCAACAGUAAAUUUAGAGCACUGUCAAUUCACAGAAAUAGCCGCUGAAGAAGAUCAGCAGGAUUCGAACGAGUCCAAGGCUACAGAAAAGCGAUUCUCUUCUUCCGAUAAGUUGUUACGACAACUUAUACAGGAAACAUCACUUUCACAUGGCACCUUUUUAAAAGGUAUGAAUCGUAGGCGCAGAUAUGCAACAUUUGGAGACAGAUCGAAACGUUUUAUUUUGGAAGAUAAGAACAACAACAAAUUCAAGAUGCCAUCCUUAAUUCAGCCAAUUGAUUUUGGGAACAAAGAAUUGUAUAAGCGUGAUAAUCAAUAUGAAGCCCGUCGUCUACCCGUACUGCAAUGGCUACAAAAUUUAAUGGAUCUGUACCCAAAUCGGGAUAGACGUUUAGUUAAGAGAGAUACACAUAGCUCUGAAGAUUAUUUUGGUUCACUGUUUGAAAAAGAGAAAAAAACUCCUCUCAUAAAAAAAAUUUUGGAAAUCAAAAAGCCUGACCGUAAAGUAAAGCCAAUAUUCAAUCUAGAAGAAUUUGAUGAAGAGAAAUUUUUUAAGAAAAUAUCAGAACAUAGUGAACCAGAGUAUAGACGUUUUCCAGAAGGAGACAUACAUUUGAAACAUAUAACUAAUGCUAAUGGUGAAGAAAUAUUCGACUAUAAUGAAGAAAAAAAAGAAGCAAAAAAGAAGGCAUCUGCUGCGAAAAAUAAAUCCAAAGAAAUGGUAAGUGAAAUGAAACCCCUACGUUUGUUACCAACGGAAUUCUAUGAAGCACUCCCAUUGCAUGUGUUUCAACCCCAAGCGGGAAAAAUAAAUAUUGGUAGUGCCUUAAAUUCGUUACUGUUCCCUGAACCUUUUUCUAAAAAGAGUACAACUACGAAUAAAAAAUUUAAAAGUAAAGUUGGAAAAGAGAAAGAAAAAUACAAACUUAUUGAGAAAAGUAACAAAAAAGAGAAGGAAGAAGAGAAAAAUGGAUUAGAUGAACAUUCAAUUGAUUCUGUUCCCGAAAUAGAGGCGGUUGACAUUGGAAAAUUUCAUAAAAGCGGACAACUCGCAAAAGAUUUCUUACGUGCACAAAAGGAAUUAAGUAAAUCAUAUUUGAAAGAUAGCAUAGAAGUUGAGAAAAAAGAGGAGAAAGAAAAAAGCAUAGAAUCUACAAAAGAAGAAGAAGAUACAGAUGUUACAGAAAAAAUAAGUUCAGCUGAGUUAAGGAAACGUAAGACGCUUGAAUAUUUAGCACAUCAUUUCGAUAAAUAUUUCGGCACUUAUGAUGAUGAAAACAAAAGAACAAAGUUAACUCAAAAUAAAGAUGAAGAUGCGAAAAAGAAGGAGUCCGAUGAUGAUCCAUGGUGGGAUUUAAGUUCUCUGCGUAAGAAACGUAAAACGCGCGCUCUUCAGAUUCAAGUACCUGAAGAAGCUUGGUUAUCAAAUAUGAUAACAAAAGAUGAAGAUAUAACACCACUAGGCGCUACUAUGCCAGAAAAAUUUGAUCAGUAUAAGUAUACAAUGGUUGAUGUGAGUACAGAAAGAGUUGAGAAUAUAGAGAAUGUUCCUAUUGCCAACAGAAUUAUGAGAACUGUAAAGAGAAAGCUUAAUAGAUUUGUGGACCUUGUAUCGCGCCAUGUCGGAGAGUGGUACAACACAAUUACAAAACAUAUUGAAAUAAUUCCAGUUGAUGUAACAACGGCCACUAACAAUGUCAAUUAAUAUAUUUAAAAUAUGUGGAGGUAUAAAUUCUGUAAAA